AUGGGUCUGGUUGUUAUCACCAUUUUAGCUUUUAGUAUAUUGAUAUUGCAUAAGCUUAUUACUCAUUUCAGCGUUAGUUCAAUCACAUACAUACGAUCACCACCACCAGGAAAGUCACGCUUCAUGGUUAAUAUGGUUAUUACUCAGAGUCAAGCAAGUGUUCCACCAUUACCUAUCUAUUCACUUGAUACUGAAUGUAAAACUGAUUUAAACGAGUCAACGUCUCAGAUACGUAGGACACAAUUUGACAAAAUUUUCGACAAUCGAGUCUGGAAUCAUCUGGGUGGUAGCCGUUCAGGGCCGGGCUCAUCAUUGGAAGGUGCUUUUGAUUGGAUAGCACAUUUACGGACAUUAAUGGAACAUCAUUCGAUUCAGUCUAUUGCUGAUAUACCUUGCGGUGAUACCUAUUGGCAAUUUGGUCUUCGAGAAAUUAAUACUAUCGAAAAACUAUAUUUUGGUGGUGAUAUAUCAACGCGAGUAAUAAAACAAAAUCAAAAACUAUAUGGAUUCAAACAUAAUAAUAAAUUAUUUCAAUAUUGGGAUCUUGUUAAUUGUCCAAUACCAACAUUCACAUAUAGAAAUUCGACGCAUGAAAUCAAAGGCAAUCGAUUUGAUUUAAUUAUUGUUCGUGAUGCAUUACAACAUAUGCAUAUUAAAAAUGGUUUGAAAGCUGUACGAAAUGUGAUUAAGUCAGGUGCAAAAUAUUUUGCAUUGAGCACUUAUCCACCGAAUGGAAGACCUGCAGGAUCGGUGAGGCGUUCAAUAGAAAAAAAUAGCACAUUACCAUUGACAUUAAAUGAAUGUAUCAACAGCACUUACUGUAGUACUGGUGCGAUUACAGAUGGUGGAUUCUAUCCGAAUAAUAUUAACUGUCAUCCAUUUAAUUUUCCUUUAAGCAAAGCAAUACUUGUACAACCAUCUCACGAAAAAUUUCCUAUGGAGCAUGAUGAAAUGCAUAUUUAUAAAAUUGAUGACGAAUUUAAGAGUAUUGUGGAAAAGUAUGACAAAGCAUGUACUUAA
Messenger RNA from Rotaria socialis, 1020 nucleotides. The record is from the annotation of a GenBank genome assembly. NCBI's taxonomy places the organism in Eukaryota, Metazoa, Rotifera, Eurotatoria, Philodinida, Philodinidae.